This is a messenger RNA of Menidia menidia (Atlantic silverside), 1893 nucleotides long. NCBI's taxonomy places the organism in Eukaryota, Metazoa, Chordata, Actinopteri, Atheriniformes, Atherinopsidae. The record is from the annotation of a GenBank genome assembly.
ACUUAUUUCCGCUUACUUUGGGGAAGCUUUUCUCUGGCUCUUUCACUUGAACUUUGUUUACAAAGUUCCUCAAAUCCUCCCUUGUGUCCAAAAUUGUGACUUCUCUUCCCAGGACCUUAUUCAUUUGGUUCUUCUGGUUAAGCGGAUCUGGCUGCGUCAGUUGCGCGUAAAUCUAAGGUGAAAAUGUGUGGCCAGAGGAGACGCGCUCUUAAAACCAUAUUUCAGCUUACCUGCCAGCUCCUUUGGAUGGUGGGCUUGGCGGUGGGCCUAAGCGGAGUCUACUUGCUAGUGAAGUUCAGACACAACAUCUUGUUUUUCUCUGAGAGUUACAUCACCCUGCCAGCUUUCCUCACGUUCUGCAGCGCUGCCUUCCUGGUGGCCACCGGGUGCUUCGGCUCCUGGGUUAGCCACAAGGAUUCCCGCUGUCUGCAAGGAAUGUUUGUUUACCUCCUCAUUAUUGUCUUUUGUCUGGAAAGUACGGCCUCAGCCUUGGCUUAUUUCCACUCAGUAAAGUUGGAUUCAGAGAUAACUCCCAUCACAGAAGUGUUUCAGAAUUAUACUGGCAGCAGUCAGGACCCCAGUUCUCGAACAGUUGACAUGGCACAAGAGGAGCUUCAGUGUUGUGGUAUUCAUAACUACACAGACUGGAUGGAAACCUCUUGGUUUAAUAAAACCGGGGGACUCUUUGUCCCCCGCAGCUGUUGCAACACUAGUUUCCCCUCAUGCAGUGGCUCCUUAGAACAGCCAUUGGAACUCUACUCAGAGGGAUGUCAGACAAAGUUGGGCAAUGUCUUUCAGUUUUUCCUAAAAUUAAUCAUCUGGGGCAUCUUGGUGGUUUCUCUGAUCGAGGUUGUUUUACUUCUCACAGCAGCACAGCUGUGGAAAGACCCACAAAGAGAGGUGUAUGAGAUGUCUAACGGUUAUGAGGAUCACAUGGGAGGGGAUGAGGGGAAGGAUGCCAAGACCAACCUGAUCGUGAACUACCUGCCGCAGAGCAUGACGCAGGAUGAGCUGCGAAGCCUCUUUAGCAGCAUUGGAGAGGUGGAGUCUGCCAAGCUGAUUCGAGACAAAGUCGCAGGCCACAGUUUAGGGUACGGAUUUGUUAACUAUCUUAACCCUAGUGAUGCAGAAAGAGCUAUCAGUACUCUGAAUGGACUAAGGCUACAGUCCAAAACUAUCAAGGUUUCAUACGCGCGGCCUAGCUCGGAUACAAUAAAAGAUGCGAACUUGUACAUCAGCGGUCUGCCCAAGUCCAUGAGUCAGAAGGAUGUUGAAGACAUGUUUUCCCGCUUUGGGCACAUCAUCAACUCUCGCGUACUUGUGGAUCAGUCUACAGGUACGACAGGUUCGUCCCGCGGGGUGGCCUUCAUUCGCUUCGACAAGCGAGCGGAGGCCGAGGAAGCCGUGAAAAACCUGAACGGCCAGAAGCCCCCAGGAGCCUCGGAGCCGAUCACGGUGAAGUUUGCCGCUAACCCGAACCAGGUGAAGAACACGCAGCUCAUCUCCCAGCUCUACCACAACCAGUCCCGGCGUUUCGGAGGGCCCCUGCACCACCAGGCACAGCGCUUCAGAUUUUCCCCCAUGGGUGUGGAUCACAUGGGCAGCAUGGGAGGUGUGAGUGUUCCCGGGAACUCCACCUCUGGCUGGUGCAUCUUCAUCUACAACCUCGGCCAGGACGCAGACGAGAGCAUCCUAUGGCAGAUGUUCGGCCCCUUUGGCGCGGUCACCAACGUUAAGGUGAUACGAGACUUCAACACCAACAAGUGCAAGGGCUUCGGCUUCGUCACCAUGACAAACUAUGAGGAGGCGGCCAUGGCCAUCGCCAGUCUGAAUGGGUACCGGCUCGGAGAUAAGAUACUGCAAGUGUCCUUUAAGACCAGCAAGGGCCACAAA